Oncorhynchus keta (chum salmon) is the source of this 4929-nucleotide messenger RNA. Its product is annotated as myotubularin-related protein 4-like. The record is from RefSeq and is a predicted model, not a curated record. Bases 146 to 1297 code for a protein of 383 amino acids. NCBI's taxonomy places the organism in Eukaryota, Metazoa, Chordata, Actinopteri, Salmoniformes, Salmonidae. Gene Ontology annotation, molecular function: metal ion binding. The transcript is spliced from 4 exons.
UCCACCGAGACGAUCACGGACGAAGCAGAGGUCCCACCAACACUGCCCCCCUAGAAUCAGAGAAAGUCUAGGCCAGCCCAAAGCCACAGAAUGGGCCUUACCCGAGACCCAGGGAGAGGAGAGAGAGGGGAAGAGGACCGAGAGUAUGAGUGGUAGAAACUUAGUGCCUCUGAGAGAGUGUGUGGUAGCAGUCCCAACAUCAAAAGCAGCAGCAUCCUCCGCCUCCACAGUGCCCCCUGUUGACAACAGCCAGGCUGUGGCAUUGCGACGCCCGGUCUCCCAGAACCAACUGCGUGUCAGUGAGGAGCUGUCUCUGCUGGGCUCUCACUGGGACAGUGUCCAGGGCAUGGUCCAGUCUGCCUGCAGCACUGCGGCCAGCCACUCUGGCCUCUCAGCCAACCUCUCGUCAGGCUUCUGUCGUGCCCUCCAGCCCACGGCCUACCAGAGCCGACGCCUGGCUGGCAAGCUACUGCGCACCCAGGGCAUGGCCGUGCCUAACGGGGGUUGGCAGUACGGCCGAAGGGAGAGGGAGGUUCGCUCCUCGGCUCCAGCCCCAGUCGGCUCCAGCCCUGUCAAGUCAGGGUCCAGCUGGCUCUCUGCAGUCAGAAGCAGCUCGGGCUACGCUGCCAUCAUGGGCCCAACCACCACCAGCUCACCCCCAACCUUUUCAACCUGCCAACUCCUCCCAACCUCCCCUUGCUCCUCAGCCUCCCCCCAGCCCCACCCGGCCUACCUGGAUGAUGAUGGUCUGCCGGUACCUGUGGACGCCGUGCAGCAGCGCCUCAGGCAGAUGGAGGCGGGGUAUAAACAGGAAGUGGAGGUGCUGAGAAGCCAGGUGCGCCAGCUGCAGAUGAGGCUGGAGAGGAAACAGUACAGCACGCCGCCUUCCGAGCCAGACGUCGACUACGAGGACGACAUUACUUGUCUGCGUGAGUCAGACGACAGUGAUGAGGAGGACAGUCUGUCAGACCACAGCGAGGACCGUUUCUCAGAGGGCAGCUGGGACAGAGUGGAGCAGAAGGACACAGAGGUCACGAGGUGGGUGCCUGAUCACAUGGCCUCUCAUUGUUUCAACUGUGACUGUGAAUUCUGGAUGGCCAAGAGACGUCAUCACUGCAGGAACUGUGGCAAUGUGUUCUGUAAAGACUGCUGCCACCUGAAGCUGCCCAUCCCAGACCAGCAGCUGUAUGACCCUGUGUUGGUGUGUAACGUCUGCUGUGACCUGCUGCUGGAGGCUAGGAACAGAGAGAUCUGCAGCCAGCAGCUCAAGAAGCCCAUCGCCACAGCCUCCAGCUGAGAGACCAGAGAGAGAGAGAGAGGGAGAGGGAGAGAGCCCUUUACUGAAUGGCUCAGUCUGGCCUGGCUUGGCUCGGUUCAGUUAGGACCUGGAUCAGCACCAUCUUAGGUCAGCUUUGGACAGAUAUGAGCCAAGUGCCCCAUUCCCACGACCCUAACAUGGUCUGGGCUUGGCUGGGGGGGGGGUGAGAAGGACUUGUUGCUCUGUGGGAGGGAGGCAAAGCUUGAGAAUGGAGAGAGGCCAUUGACUGCUGGGGAUGAGAGACACUGACUGGAGUAGAAGAGGGGAUGAGAUACUGAGUGGAGUAGAAGAGGGGAUUAGAGACUGACUGGAGUAGAAGGGGGGGAUGAGAUACUGAGUGGAGUAGAAGAGGGGAUGGUAGUGAAUGAAAUGUAGGAGGAAGAGGAGCAGAUGUAGGAGGAAGAGGAGCAGAUGUUCUCCCACUGAGUUUAACCCCUUUUGGUCAAACACAUACAGCUUGGAAGGAAGGCUUCAGUGCCCUGUCCUGUCCUGCCCUCACCUGCCCUGUCCUGCCCUCACCUGUCCUGCCCUGCCCUGUCCUGCCCUGCCCUGCCCUGCCCUGCCCUGUCCUGUCCUCACCUGCCCUGCCUUUCCCUGUCCUGCCCUGCCCUGCCCUGUCCUGCCCUGCCCUGCCUUUCCCUGUCCUGUCCUGCCCUGUCCUGUCCUCACCUGCCCUGCCCUGUCCUGCCCUGCCCUGCCCUGCCCUGCCCUGCCCUGCCCUGCCCUGCCCUGUCCUGUCCUCACCUGCCCUGCCUUUCCCUGUCCUGCCCUGUCCUGCCCUGUCCUGUCCUGUCCUCACCUGCCCUGUCCUCACCUGCCCUGUCCUGCCCUGUCCUGCCCUGCCUUUCCCUGUCCUGUCCUGCCCUGUCCUGUCCUCACCUGUCCUGUCCUGUCCUGCCCUGCCCUGCCUUUCCCUGUCCUGCCCUGCCCUGUCCUGCCCUGUCCUGUCCUGUCCUCACCUGCCCUGCCCUGCCCUGCCCUGUCCUGCCCUGCCUUUCCCUGUCCUGCCCUGCCUUUCCCUGUCCUGCCCUGUCCUGCCCUGUCCUGUCCCGUCCUCACCUGCCCUUCCCUGUCCUGCCCUGUCCCGUCCUCACCUGCCCUUCCCUGUCCUGCCCUGUCCUGUCUUCACCUGCCCUGUCCCGUCCUCACCUGCCCUGCCCUGUCAUGCCUUGUCCUGUCUUCACCUGCCCUGCCCUGCCCUGCCCUGCCCUGUCCUGCCCUGCCUUUCCCUGUCCUGCCCUGUCCCGUCCUCACCUGCCCUGCCCUGUCCUGCCUUGUCCUGUCUUCACCUGCCCUGCCCUGUCCUGUCAUGCCCUGCCCUGCCUUUCCCUGUCCUGCCCUGUCAUGCCCUGCCCUGCCCUGUCCUGCCCUUCCCUGCCCUGUCCUGCCCUGCCUUUCCCUGCCCUUCCCUGCCCUGUCCUGCCCUGCCUUUCCCUGUCCUGCCCUGCCCUGCCCUGCCCUGCCCUGUCCUGCCCUGCCUUUCCCUGCCCUUCCCUGCCCUGUCCUGCCCUUCCCUGUCCUGCCCUGCCUUUCCCUGCCCUUCCCUGUCCUGCCCUGCCUUUCCCUGCCCUGCCCUGCCCUGUCCUGCCCUGUCCUGCCCUGCCUUUCCCUGCCCUUCCCUGCCCUGUCCUGCCCUUCCCUGUCCUGCCCUGCCUUUCCCUGCCCUUCCCUGUCCUGCCCUGCCUUUCCCUGCCCUGCCCUGCCCUGUCCUGCCCUGUCCUACCCUGUCCUGCCCUGUCCUGUCCUGCCCUGUCCUACCCUGUCCUGUCCUACCCUGUCCUGGGGCACCUGUAACCUACUGGGAGAUGUUCCAUCACCUCAACCCCCCCCACACACACACACACUCUAGUGCACUCGGCACACACCAACAAGCUACUCUAUGAUGUCCCCCCCCACACACACACUCUAGUGCACCCGGCACACACCAACAAGCUACUCUAUGAUGCCCCCCCCCCCCCACCCCACACACACACUCUAGUGCACCCGUCACACACCAACAAGCCACUCUGAUGCACCCCACACACACUCACACACCCCUACUCUCCUCAGAGGACAAUCUCUCGCCCUCCUUGGUGUGGGGCAUUCCAACGCCUUUACCUGUUCUACUGGUGACUUACGACAACUUUAAAAAGCAAAAUGCUGCUACAUUAUCUAAAAGUCAAAAAAAUGUUUGUAUUAUUUUGCGCACUACAAAACAUUUGAGACCAAACUCGAGUGGAAGGGAGGAGAGAGAAAAAAAAUGUUCUGUUCACUUGCAGUCGUAUCUUUUAUUGUGGGGGGGGUUGAAUGUAAAGUGUUUGAAAUUAAAUGGACAAGUCUUAAAGUAACUGGAAGCCUGAUGAUGAUGAUGAUGAUGAUGAUGUCUUUAUGUUCAUUAGGUCGGUUGUGUACUUGUUCAUUCCUGUGAGGUUUAUUUAAAAUAAAAAAUAAAAUAGAUUUAAAAAAUAAAAUAAAAUAAAUACAAUUAUAUGCACAGUUAAUGUGGUUCUGUCUUUGUCAUGUGUAGCCCUGACAACGUUUAGAGAAUCUGAGGUAAUCCCACUAUCUGUGUGGACGAAGGUUAAUUAAGAUCAGAUCUAGAAUUGUCAUCUGAUCGGACGAGUCUCUUCAAAAGAAACAUUUUAAUGAAUCUGCUAAAGCAACCAGACAAGACAAAACUGUUUGCCAUGAAUCCAAGGUCACCCUGGACUUGGUGGUCGUUCAUAGAUGGGGAAGGAGGGGGUUUGAAUAACGGAGUUUAUACUUCUACACUGAUGCGAGAGAGGCUUGAUGUUGAUGUACAGUAACAUAGUUCUGCUGUAACUGUUUCAGACUUCCUCUUUAAAUCAACCAGGUUCCUGUCCAAGAAUGUCAAUGCCUGGCACUUAAAAUAAGUGGAGAAAGUACUAAAGUGCUAUGAAUUUCCUUUUUUUAAAUUGUAUUUUCUUCCUGUACCGUAGGGGGGAGUUUGGCCUUGUAUCUAAACCGAGUUUACCAUGUUACCUAACGGAAGUGGAACUUCAGUUCGGACGCCAUGCUAGAGUUUGGUUGUGGAUCCUAGAAAUUGUCCUUUUAUGGCCCCAAAAAAAAAUAUAUAAAAAGGACUGUUAUUUUGUUUCUGUCAAAUUGGUCAGUUUUUUUUUUGUUUUCUGUUCCUUGAGACAGAAGUGCCAUAUUGUAUUUUUAUUUCUCAUGGAGACGACAGCAGGGUCACUAACCGAACUGGCCAGUACUUGGUUUGUUGCUUUAAUGGUAGCUGCUUUAAAAAAAAAAAAUAUGUAAAGAGUCGAACGUUAGAUGAAGAGGUAAAGGAGAUGAUUUGUUAAUAAAUGUAUGAACUGAAGAUUUAAAUGAGACGGUGAGCCUGUACGGUUGUCACGGUUACCCAUUGCCCAAUAACAUUGUUUGAGGUUUUUUUUUGGGGGGGGGGGCUUUCACGCGGGGUUGUUGAUGGCAAAAUCUGAACGAGGAAGUGGUGGAACCCAGAUAUGCAAUGUAAUGUAAUAUAUAGUUAUCUGAUUCAGUUACUAGUGGCUAAAACCUGUCACUUAGCAAAUACUUGUGUAAAGAAAACAAAUGCACUGUAAAAGAGAUCCUAUUGGUUAAAAUAAACAAAUAUUAUCUAUAUCGUG